AUGCAGGUCCAGUCAUCGGCCGAAGUUGGAUGCAUUGAAGUGCAAGUGCUGCGGUCGCAUUUAAUCUUUGUGCUCUCGCACGAAGCACGAGCCAAGUACAAGGGCAUGUGCCAGGAGAUUUUCGGCUCUGAGCCCGUGGAUGUUUCGGACUCCUCCGAGGAGGAGUUUGAUCGUGGGACCUUUGCAGAUGCUCUUCAGCAACGGAAUUUCCUGAGUCCUCUGAUUCAGGAUCCUGUGGCCAAGAAUAAGCCGAAGGCUCCGGAGCCGCCGGUGGAGCCGGUGCGGGCUGAGGCAAAGGCGGCUUCGAAGGCGAUGCCGAUGCCGAAGAACUUCGCCGGCAGAACGCCGCCGAAUACGGCGAAUCGCUCUUGGAGGUUUGCCGCAAUGAAGGCAUUGUGGCACGAGCUCUACAAGCCGAUCACGAAGAAGAACAAACUGGAGCAGUGGUACGACUUCGUGACGCAGGCUGACUUGGACAUGGAGAACAUCAAGACCGAGGAGGAGAUGAGCGAGCGAGUGCGGUACAUCCGAGGCUUCGACAAGUUCGGCUCCGAGUGGCGGCUCCGGUAUGCCCCCCCCCGCAGUGUGCUGCAAAAGCAUUGCGAGUGCGAUAAGCUAGUACCGGUGACUACACAGUCAGCUUUGGAACUCCUUUUGUCCAUUGGGUCUAAUGAUGAACAACAUUUGGCUUUUAUGAAGCCUUCCAGCAUUCUUUCUGUGCAAUUUAGCAAGUCCUACGGUUUCGGGGAUAUGGUUCGGUGA
Molecule: messenger RNA, 762 nt
Organism: Symbiodinium sp. CCMP2592
Lineage: Eukaryota; Dinophyceae; Suessiales; Symbiodiniaceae
Source: the annotation of a GenBank genome assembly